Molecule: messenger RNA, 3103 nt
Organism: Ipomoea nil (Japanese morning glory)
Lineage: Eukaryota; Viridiplantae; Streptophyta; Magnoliopsida; Solanales; Convolvulaceae
Product: homeobox-leucine zipper protein ATHB-15-like
Exons: 19
Coding region: 404-2932 (842 amino acids)
Molecular function (GO): lipid binding; DNA-binding transcription factor activity; DNA binding
Source: RefSeq, a predicted model, not a curated record
UGUAUCUUUGUCUGUGGUUUAUUUUACUUUUUUUGUACAUUUCUUGAUUUUUAAGUGUUUGAAAGUUUCCAUGCUUCACACACAAGCUUCAACUGUGUUCUUAUCUAUACAUGGAUGUUGGGACUUCAUUCAAAAAACAAAAAAGUUUUACGUGGGUUAUUUAUCUUUAGUAUAUAAAUAAACAAGCUGAAACUCGUAGUAUAUCUAUAUAUGAUUUAGUAUAGUUUAUUCAAAUUAGUCCUUGGAAAGGAAGAUAGUUGUGGUGUCUUGUUGUUUUCUAGGGUUUUUCUGGGGAUAAUAUAGAAACUUAACCAAGGUAGUUUCAAUUGGUGAGUUAAAGCUACAAAUUUUGGUUGAAUGAAAAGAAAUAUUGUUGAUGUUUGAUUUUGGAAGUAAUUAAGUGAUGAUGGCGGUGACAUCGAGCUGUAAAGAGAGUGGGAAAAUGGGAUUGGACAAUGGGAAAUAUGUGCGGUACACACCGGAGCAGAUCGAGGCUCUGGAGAGGCUGUAUCAUGAAUGUCCAAAGCCAAGUUCGCUUCGCAGGCAGCAGCUCAUCAGGGAGUGUUCAAUUCUUUCCAAUAUCGAGCCAAAACAGAUCAAAGUUUGGUUUCAGAAUAGAAGAUGCAGGGAGAAACAGCGAAAAGAGUCGUCUCGUCUCCAAGCCGUGAAUCGAAAGUUGACAGCAAUGAACAAGCUGUUGAUGGAGGAGAAUGAUAGGCUGCAGAAGCAAGUUUCACAUUUGGUGUAUGAGAACAGCUAUUUCCGCCAGCAUACCCAAAAUGCAGCCCUGACUACCACAGAUAAUAGCUGUGAAUCUGUGGUGACAAGUGGUCAGAACAAUCUGACUCCUCAGCGUCCUCCGCCAAGGGAUGCAAGCCCUGCAGGACUCUUGUCCUUAGCAGAGGAGACUUUAACAGAGUUUCUAUCAAAGGCUACUGGAACUGCUGUGGAGUGGGUCCAAAUGCCUGGGAUGAAGCCUGGUCCGGAUUCCAUUGGAAUCAUUGCUAUUUCUCAUGGUUGCGUUGGAGUAGCCUCGCGAGCAUGCGGUCUUGUGGGUCUGGAACCUACAAGAGUUGCUGAAAUCCUUAAAGAUCGGCCAUCAUGGUUUCGUGAUUGCCGAGCUGUGGAUGUUCUCAAUGCAAUGUCUACUGGAAAUGGUGGCACCGUUGAACUGCUAUACAUGCAGCUCUAUGCUCCUACUACUCUCGCACCAGCUCGUGACUUCUGGUUACUGCGAUAUACAUCUGUUAUGGAAGACGGUAGUCUAGUGAUAUGUGAACGGUCGCUGAACAACACUCAGAAUGGUCCUAGCAUGCCACCAGUGCAGCAUUUUGUGAGAGCAGAAAUGAUGCCAAGUGGAUAUCUCAUAAGGCCCUGUGAAGGGGGUGGAUCAAUAAUCCAUAUAGUUGACCAUGUUGAUUUAGAGCCUUGGAGUGUUCCUGAAGUGUUGCGUCCAUUAUAUGAGUCAUCAACGCUUCUUUCCCAGAGGACAACACUAGCGGCUUUACGUCACUUGAGGCAGAUCUCACAAGAAAUUUCUCAGCCUACUGUGACUGGUUGGGGACGAAGACCGGCAGCCUUGCGUGCGCUUAGCCAAAGAUUAAGCAAGGGUUUUAACGAGGCCGUAAAUGGUUUUACUGAUGAGGGGUGGUCGAUGAUUGAGAGUGAUGGUAUUGAUGAUGUUACCAUUAUGGUGAAUUCCUCUACAGCCAAAUUGAUGGGUGCAAAUCUUCCUUAUGCUAAUGGACUUCCACCUAUGAGUGGUGCAGUGCUGUGUGCCAAGGCUUCCAUGCUAUUACAGAAUGUACCUCCUGCAAUCCUUCUAAGGUUCUUGCGAGAACACCGGUCAGAAUGGGCAGAUAGCAGUAUUGAUGCUUAUUCAGCUGCUGCAGUUAAAGCUGGUCCUUGUAGUCUACCAGUAGCCCGAACGGGAAAUUUUGGUGGACAGGUUAUUCUUCCAUUGGCUCAGACCAUAGAGCAUGAAGAGUUUAUGGAGGUAGUUAGACUGGAAAACAUGGGCCAUUUUCGAGAAGAUAUGUUGACAGCCGGUGACAUCUUUCUAUUACAACUUUGUAGUGGAGUGGAUGAGAACGCAGUUGGCACCUGCGCUGAACUCAUCUCCGCUCCCAUAGAUGCCUCGUUUGCUGAUGAUGCACCGCUUCUUCCCUCUGGUUUCCGAAUCAUUCCUCUAGAUUCUAGAAUGGAUGCCUCGAGUCCAAACCGGACGCUUGACCUAGCAUCAACGCUUGAAGUUGGAACAGGUGGAACCAGGCAAACCGGUGAUCAAUCGAAACAGUGCAGUACCAGCAAAUCAGUUAUGACAAUUGCUUUCCAAUUUGCAUUCGAGAUCCAUCUUCAAGAAAGCAUAGCUGCUAUGGCUCGGCAAUAUGUGCGCAGUAUCAUAUCGUCUGUUCAAAGGGUAGCAUUGGCUCUGUCUCCUUCCCAACUUAGUCCUCAUGCCGGUCUGCGCCCUCCACCUGGCACACCCGAAGCUCAUACUCUUGCCCGUUGGAUCUGUCAAAGCUAUAGAUUCUUUUUGGGCAUGGAUCUUCUCAAAUCUGCUAGUGAAGGAGGUGAAUCGAUCCUCAAAUCAUUAUGGCACCACUCAGAUGCUCUUAUGUGUUGCUCUUUAAAGGCAUUGCCAGUUUUCUCAUUCGCAAACGAAGCAGGACUUGAUAUGCUUGAAACCACCUUAGUUGCUCUCCAAGAUAUUACUCUGGAAAAGGUUUUUGAUGACAAUGGCAGAAAAACACUCUUCUCAGAGCUUCCACAGAUUAUGCAGCAGGGCUUCACUUGUCUUCAAGGCGGCAUCUGUUUGUCAAGCAUGGGGAGGCCGGUUUCAUACGAGAGGGCAGUGGCAUGGAAAGUGCUGAAUGAAGAAGAAAACCCACACUCUAUAUGCUUCAUGUUCAUCAACUGGUCUUUUGUCUGAGGUUUUAUUUUAGCAUUCUGCUUAGGAAGGAAUCUGUAUAAGAAACUACAGUAGAUUAAACAUCAGUGUUUGCUUAUAUACAAUAGACAUGCUUAAUUUUGCCUUUCUAACUAUCAUUUAGUGCUCUCGUCUGUAUGUAGUUUUUCAGGGUUGUGAUACAUAGUUUUUCCA